Messenger RNA from Austrofundulus limnaeus, 3106 nucleotides. RefSeq names its product regulator of G protein signaling 4 (gene rgs4). The transcript has 5 exons. Bases 128 to 724 code for a protein of 198 amino acids. NCBI's taxonomy places the organism in Eukaryota, Metazoa, Chordata, Actinopteri, Cyprinodontiformes, Rivulidae. The record is from RefSeq and is a predicted model, not a curated record.
AAGUGUAGCCUGCUGUCUAAUACUGAGGGACGCUGAUAUAAAAACUCUGCUGCUCACAGCUACACAGAUUCCUCCCUGCUGUCAUUGACAAAACAAAUACAGACUUUUGGAUUUUUAAGAUUCCAACAUGUGCAAAGGACUCGCAACACUCCCUGCAACGUGCUUGAAAAGUGCAAAGGACAUCAAGCACAAAAUAAGCUUCUUACUGCAGAAGCCUGAACCCCACGCAGCGGAUCAGAGAGAGAUAAAGGAGAAAAGUGCCACAGCUGCUGCAAAGAGACUGCCUGAUCCAGCCGAUUUGGAGAAAUGGAAAGAGUCUUUCAGCCAYGUGAUGAGCAACGAGGUGGGUCGAACGGUCUUCACCACCUUCCUGAAGUCAGAGUUCAGUCAGGAGAACGUGGACUUCUGGAUCGCUUGUGAGGAUUACAAGAAYACUCCACCAUCCAAGGCGGCGACCAAAGCCAAGCAGAUCUACCAACAGUUUGUUGAGGCAGAUGCUCCCAACGAGGUAAACUUGGAUGCAGUGACCAGAGAGAAAACGAGGCAGGAAGUGGAGRACGGCAGCCCGUCCUGUUUCGACGAGGCUCAGAAGAUGAUUUACAAGUUGAUGGAGAAAGACUCGUACAGGCGCUUCCUGAAAUCCAAACUGAUCCAGGAUCUGUGUCGGAAAGAGUCCGGCUGCCGCUGGGCUGACAGCAGGCCGAUGUUAGCUGGGGGGGCCUAAAACUGGAAGCAGGACCCGGAGACUCAGAGAGGAGCCAAGGAUUGAUUUACUAAAUUAGGACAAUAAGACAAAAGUUAGGAAAAUAUUGGUUUUGAUGAUGAUAAAUGAAAGUUUAUUUAAAACAAAUUUUCCCAGUAAAGACUUGCUAUUUACUUGUCGUGUUUAGUCACCAUAUAUUUAACAAAAACAAAAAAAAACAUUUCCCAUUUGUGCAAUCACAACCAGCUCUCCUGGAAUAUUCACAAUCAGAAAGGUCGAUCUUAAACAUAAGCGCAGUGACAAAAGGUGCAUUUUACUUUGAAAGGAUUCAUUCGACUGUGAAAAGAGGAAAGGAAAGUGAAGGUUUUUUUGUUUGACGACAAAAUGAAUGUUGACAUAUCUGGAGAGAAGUUUACUGCUUUGUUGCGUUAGAAACCCAACUCUAAACAAAUACUUUAUUUGCAUUAUUGCUCAAUUAUUAAGAGCGGUAACUUUAAACAGUUUUAUGGGCUCGACAGGCGAGGAGCGACAAACGACAGUGAUUGAYGGCCGUCAUCGCAACCAGGGUGAAACCCGACACACGAGACGUGAGAGCGACAGCGGCGUUGCGAAUCUUCACGAAAUUUGAUUGGUCCUUCCACUGCUUCUUGUAAAGGUGAUUGGUGGUUUUCAAAAGAAAAAAAAAAGAAUGCGGUGCAUUACGGACGUGUAAAACUAAACAAAUCUUGCGAUGCUAAUGAUGUUGUAAAACAAACACACGCCAAGAUAAGAUUUUAUGAGGAAAAAACUUACAGGAUGACCUCACCCUGGCCUCAAAAAACUUAGCAAAUGGCUACUUUUUUUUAGUAAUCACUUUGUGAAGUGUCGCAUAAGAUUGGAAAGUUUGUCAGAGCUAAAAUAAAGCUGAAAGCGUUAGCUAACUGCAGUGUGUAGCAUACUCUCCUCUCAUUGGUCAGUCAAUGAAACCCUUGCUGAUUGGUUGUUGCUCCAUGUGUCAAAAGUUGAACAUUUUUCAACUUCCGUAUGUCGCGUCACAAGCUCACAUGUGGCCUGUCUACGUGUACGAGCGCAAAAAUUUCACAAGUACGAGUUUCGCCGGUCGCUUGGCUGGAGGAGGGCGAGCGAUUGUCGCCUCAUCGCACAAUUUCCACAGGAAGUGAACCGAGAGCGACGUCGCUCCCCGUGUGUGAAGAGCCGAAAUCAAAAGUAMACAAAACAGGAAGUAAAACAAAAUAAAACAAAAGUUUUAUUGUGACGGAGCAGAGCAAAGAAAGGAAAAUGGAAAGAGUGUAAAAGGUUAAAAAAUGCUUAAUAACAUUACAGGAAGCACAGACAUGAUUAGAAAAUAAAACAAUUGCUCCAAAUUUAUGAAUCUGCUCAAUUUAAUUUUUUUUAUUUCGGCCCCUAAAAAAACCUGUUAUGUUUACACAACCUGAUAUCUAACUCUCCUCACUGAGGACACUUUAAACCAAACAAAAUGUUCUCUAAUUAGCUUUUAUUUACAAACUUAUUGCACAUUUAAAAAAGUUUUUUUAAUGUUUUUAAACUUUGAACGACAAUCAGUUAGCGAAGCUUCUUGUUUUAACACUAACACUAGAUUCAUAACAUUUUAUAUGAAGCAUCAGUUAAAUACAUUGUUUAGAAACAUUUAUUUUACCUUUACAUUGUCUUUUUAAAGCUUAACAGUUGAUCAAAUUUAUAUAAGGAUUUUAACAUCAACAUUUAAACCAGUUAACAUGAAAAUCACCUGGAAACACGAUACUUGUUUAGAAUAAUAUGAUAYGUUGGACACAGCUGGCAGACCAAUCAGUAUUAAAUACAUUUAUGUAUAAGAACUUAUGUAAAAAUUAUAAACAAUAUUCAUUAGCUUUAGCAUAAUUUCUGGCAGGAUUGUUCAAAUGUGUUUUUUURUUUUAUUUUCUUCACACAAACACUGCUUAUGACACAUUUCUACAGAAGCUGAUGCAUGCUGCUGAUUUAAUUGUAUCAUUUUUGUAAAAUUUAACAGUAACAACAGAUUUUAGUGUGAUAUCGUCUCAACCAACACUGUGAAAAUGGUGACUUUGUGAAAAAACACGGAGCGUGCUUUAAUAUCAGUAGUAGUGGUUUUAUUGUUAGCAUGUCUAAAUAUAAACAAAUAAGUUGUGACUCCUUUAAAAAAACAAAACUCUGAUGCAUUUCUUUGUAAGUAAUGCUGCUUUGUUCACAUUUUUACUGAUAAACGUAAUGUGCUAAAGUUUCAAAGCGUUAUUGUAGUUUUGCAUCAUUAGGUGUUUAAUCAAAAAUGUAUAAUGUGAUGAAUUCAAAGAGCAUAAUUGUACCUGUAGAUAUUUAUACAAUAAUUGCUUUUGUCUUAUUUAUGUCAUGUCUGUGACUACAGAUUAAUAAAGUUGGGAAAUAAAA